ACAAAGCCGGCUGCACGGAAGUGGUGUUGUUGCCACGGUGUGAAAUGAGCCGAUAUAGUUUGAAAGAAAAAAUACAUCACUCGCUCGAAAAAUGCGGUUAAUCUUGUAACGGUCACUUAUUUGUUUUUUCUUGUCAGUACCUUGCAAUCGCUUGAACUUAUCGAAGGGAUAGUUUGUGGGCUACCUUGCUAGCUUCACCAACACAAGCGGCCAUGCCUCCCUACUCUGAAUUGAGGAAAAGCAACCACUUCUACUACUUCAUCAAAUUCACCCUAAAUGUCUAUUCGAUGCUUUUUUCGCUGGUGGGUCUAUGUGUGCUCUGCGUGGGGGUGUAUGCCGAGGUGGAAAGGCAGAAAAAUCGAACCCUGGAGGGUCUCUUCCUGGCUCCUGCUGUGGUGCUAAUCCUGCUGGGCCUGGUAAUGUUCACAGUCUCACUUGUGGGCAUGGUGGGCUCCCUCAGGGACAACAAAACACUGUUGCACAUGUUCCUUUGCGUCCUCUGUGUUUUGCUACUUCUUCAAGCCAUCGCCCUCAUCAUCGCUCUCAUCUUUGAGAAGAAGACGUCGGCCUUGUUUCAAAGCAGUAUACGAGAGGGAAUCAAACACUAUUACGAUGAUCUGGAUUUCAAAAACAUCUUGGAUUACGUGCAACAGAAGUUUUCAUGUUGUGGAGGGGAUGAAUAUAAGGACUGGACAGUCAAUCAAUACCAUUUCUGCAAUGGUACCGGUCCACUUGCAUGUGGGGUUCCGUAUACCUGCUGCGUCCGCCGUAAGGUAGGAGAAGUCAUUAACACUCUGUGUGGGUCCAAGGCUCUGGCUCUCGAUAAACAGCGUGAAACCCUGCAGGAAGUGAUCCACGUGCGAGGCUGUAUCCAUGCAGUCAACCUCUGGAUGAGUGACAACAUCGGGAUAACUAUUGCACUGUGCUGUGCCAUCGGGCUGCCGCAGCUGUUGGGCAUCGUCCUGAGCUGCGUCUUCUGGAACCUCCUGGUGGAAAUGAGCCAGUCCACCGACAUGGUGGACUUCAAGCUCAAGAAGCUGGAGUUCAAGUACAGUGAGCUGGACCUGGCCGGUGCAGGAUGGUGUAUGUGCCUGCCGAGGGACGGCGGCUACUUGCCCAUUCCGGCCUCCGAGCCCGAACUGGACCCCAUUGACAUUCACCUGGAGAAGCUGAAGAAGCAGCCGCCUCGCACUCAUUCCCAGCUGCGUGAACUUCAACAGUCCCGAUCGACCACCGGGCUGGACGAGGUAGACAUCGGCCGUAAGCAGAAAAGGGAACAUUAAUUGGUCUUCUUGCCCUUUCUCGUCUCUGCGUCAUUGUAAACUUUUUAUUUGUUUGAUUUGUGUUGCACUAAGGGUUAAAUCUCUGAUGUUGGAUUUAGGGAAUUUGGUUGAAUCCCAAAUACUUUGUCACUUUGCUGAUUGUGUUUACUAAGAAUUCCAAGAACAAACAACAGAGCAGGGGUGUCCAAAGUGCGGCCAACCAAUUAAUCAACGAUUAAUCGCUUAUCCAAUUAACAGUAUUCGCGAUUGGUCGGCAUGAGCUCUGGCUUUGCUGCCGGAGUUUUUGUUGGGAACAUUCCCGACCGUUACUCGUGUUAGCACCUCAAAUUACUCUGCUGAGAACUCUGUCUUAAUUCAGGACAAGGGAGGUCUGAACUCACCACAUCAAAAAACUGUAAGGAGUCGACAGCUGUUACAAGGCUAGCUAGCAAGCUAGUGGCUAGCUAGCUGGUGGCAGCUUUUAGCCUCCAUAGCAUCUCGGAAACUUCAUGGGGACAUUCCGGGCUGUAACAUCGAGUGGUGAGAGACUAUAUUCGCUAUAAUAACGAACAAGUCGUAAAAGCAAGCUAACAGGCUAACAACGGUCGGUGUUGACAAGGCGUUGCUUAGCGACCACAACUAUGCGGAGAUCCAAAGGGGAAGGGUUCACCCCGCGGACCCCGUGCGGUCAAAAUAUUCCCUAUAUGUAUACGAUUCAUUCAGACCUCCCACAACCGCAAACGCCUUUGCAUCCGAUUUUGGAUCAACCUUUGCAAUAAAAAUCACUUGUAAUGCGUUGAUGCUGCGUUAACACUGUUAAUUAAUUCCCAUUGUUAGCUAAUGACAAAGACACAACACAAGCUAAAUAGUCAACAAGAAUUAAUUGGUUGCUCACGGAGAUUUACAAAAUAAAAGCAUGGCAGUUUUUACCUGGAAAGAAAAUGCACCUAGAGUAGUUUUAGAGUGUUUAUUAAAUAAAGUGAAUGUUAAAGUGGCCCCAUGCAUCCCUUGUUACCUCUCUGUGGAAAAAGUUUGGACACCCCUGACAUAAGGCAUUGACUUUUAAUUAUUUAUUUAUUUUUAAAUCUUGUUGUUUUUUUUUUUAAGGAUUUUUUGGCAUUUCAGCACACUUAAUUUCAUUUGAGCCUUUGCAACUCAUCCGCUAAAGCUUACCUCAGGCUGUUUCCGAAACGGCCCCGAUAGUCAAGAGGACGAAAACUACUGUAUCUUGUGUACAAAUUAACGGUCGAGUCUUGGAGGUUUUUCAGUGUGUUGAUAAAUAGGACUAGCCACGUAUGUCGUGCGUGUAACAUCUGUGACGGAUGUGUACAGGUUGUGUAAUAUUUUUUUAUUUUCUCAUUAGGAGUUUGAUUUGUGCAGUCGGUGUUUUGUAAAACUGAUAGUUGUGGAAUAACACGAAUGCAUGUUUUGUACUGUGUAUGACUAUAAGCGGGUUUAUGAUCCUUGGUUUACAUUUGGAGCUCUCCGAGGAGGGAUUUAGUUUUACGUUUUUUUUUUGUUUUUUUUUUCUACAUGGGUUUUUAUUCUUUCCAUCUUUCAAAGGGACAACAAAAAGGGAGAAUGCAAACUCUUCAAAAUCUUUGACCGUGUUUUCAUACACCACUGUUUUGAGCUUCCCUCCAGCUCUUGCCUUGUACCAACACUACUGCUCCUCUUAAUAAACCUGAAUUUGUCUGCUGA
Doryrhamphus excisus (bluestripe pipefish) is the source of this 2963-nucleotide messenger RNA. Its product is annotated as tetraspanin-15. Gene Ontology annotation, cellular component: plasma membrane. Lineage: Eukaryota; Metazoa; Chordata; Actinopteri; Syngnathiformes; Syngnathidae. The record is from RefSeq and is a predicted model, not a curated record.